Molecule: messenger RNA, 1089 nt
Organism: Paramecium tetraurelia
Lineage: Eukaryota; Ciliophora; Oligohymenophorea; Peniculida; Parameciidae
Exons: 3
Biological process (GO): protein autophosphorylation; autophagosome organization; autophagy
Cellular component (GO): autophagosome; cytoplasm
Molecular function (GO): calcium ion binding; protein serine/threonine kinase activity; ATP binding
Source: RefSeq, a predicted model, not a curated record
AUGAUAAAAAUACAAAACAAGUAUAGCUACUCAGAAGAUGAUCUAAUCGGAGUUGGAGCCUAUUCUAGGGUUUAUAAGGGUUUAAUCGACAAGACCUAAGAGUUCGUUGCUAUAAAAGUUAUUGAUUGGAGUAAGGUUUAAGAUAAAUACUAUGUUUCUGGGUUUUAGAGGGAGGUUCGAAUACUGAGAGAUUUAGAUCAUUAAAACAUAGUUAAAAUCAUUGAGAUGUUCCACGACGCCAGUUAGAAUAGAGAAUAUCUCAUAAUGGAAUAUUGCGAUAGUCAAAAUCUCAAGUCCUUCCUUUAUCAAUCUGGAGGAGUUCUGAGCGAAAACGUAGCAAAAAUAGUCUUGUAGCAAUUGUUGACUGCUCUCAAUGAACUAAUAAAGAAAGAGUACUUGCAUAGAGACAUCAAACCAGAGAACAUCUUGAUUCACUAAAGGACUUUGAAAUUAGCAGAUUUUGGAUUCUCUGUAAAGGCAGAUUAUUCUGGCAAUCAACUUUUUAGAGAAAAUGUAGGCACACCAUUGUAUAUGGCUCCAUAAAUACUUGAAAAUAAACACUAUUCGACGAAAUGUGACAUCUGGUCCAUAGGAAUUAUGACUUAUCAAAUGAUAACUGGGGAUUAUCCUUGGAUGGGUGAUGAUCCUACUCAACUUUUGAAAUCCAUAAAAUCGUAAAAAUUAUCUUUUCCUUCACAAAUCUAAAUAUCGAAUGAAUUCAAAGAAUUUAUAAUAAAUUGUUUACAAUUUGAAGAAAAAAAUCGAUACAAUUGGGAUGAUUUAUUAGAUCAUAAAAUAUUUAAAACUAAAUAUGUAAUACAAAAGAAUUAAAUAAAACUCGAACAACUCUAAUUAGCAAUCGAUGAAUUAAGAUAGGCUCAGAAAAAAAGAGGAACUCCUUUGGAACAAUUAUUCACAAAUUUAGAUAUGGAUGGCGAUAAGAAGCUGACUUUCGAAGAAUUUUAGGUGUUGUUACUGUAUGUUGACAAACAAAUGGAGAUAAAUAUUUAAAAAGGAAUCUUUUAUAAGUACAAUGUUAGCAAGAAUAACUUACUUAAUUUUAAUGAAUUUAGCAGGAUAUUUCAUUGA